AUGCAGGAUGAAGAUGGAUACGUCACCUUAAAUAUUAAAACUCAAAAACCAGCUCUCACUUCAGGUGACCCUGCUUCCUCCUCUUUGUGGCGUAUGAUGGCUUUGAUUCUGCUGAUCUUGUGCAUGGGGAUAGCUGUUGGGCUGGUGGCUCUGGGGAUUAUGUCUGUCACGCAGCAGAACUACCUACAAGCUGAGAAUGAACAUCUCUCAGGAACUCUGAAAAAAUUAGCAAGGAAGUUCUGCCAAGAUUUACUACAACAAUCAGGACAAAAGGAAAGCCAUAAAUGCAGCCCAUGUGACGUAAACUGGAGAUAUUAUGGAGACAGUUGCUAUGGAUUCUUCAGGCACAACUUGACAUGGAAAGACAGUAAGAAGUAUUGUGCUGAUGUAAAUGCUACUCUUCUGAAGAUCACCAGGGAGGACACGCUGCAAUACAUCAGUAGCAGGACUGGAUUAAUUCGUUGGGUUGGAUUGUUCCGCCAGAAAUCCAGUGACAUCUGGAUGUGGGAAGACGGCUCAGUUCCCUCCAAAAAUUUGUUCAAGCUUUCUGGAACUGCAACAGAAAAUAUGAAUUGUGCUUAUUUUCAUAAUGGGAAAAUUCACCCUACCUUCUGUGAGAACAAACAUUAUUUAAUGUGUGAAAGGAAGGCAGGCAUGGCAAAGGUGGACCAACUACUUUAA
This is a messenger RNA of Mesoplodon densirostris (Blainville's beaked whale), 681 nucleotides long. RefSeq names its product C-type lectin domain family 1 member B-like. Bases 1 to 681 code for a protein of 226 amino acids. The transcript is spliced from 6 exons. NCBI's taxonomy places the organism in Eukaryota, Metazoa, Chordata, Mammalia, Artiodactyla, Ziphiidae. The record is from RefSeq and is a predicted model, not a curated record.